Schistosoma turkestanicum is the source of this 3127-nucleotide messenger RNA. The record is from the annotation of a GenBank genome assembly. NCBI's taxonomy places the organism in Eukaryota, Metazoa, Platyhelminthes, Trematoda, Strigeidida, Schistosomatidae.
AGUUGACCUAGUAAUGUGUUGGUGGGUUCGAAUGUUUCGCACCGUGGCUUUUUGUAUUACCUAUUAACCCAGUUUGGCUGGAUUCCUUUUGCUUACGCGCUUGCAACGAUGUCUGAAAAAGUCAAGGAAGAUACUGCUGAUAAGGCUGUUGGGGAUGUUAAUAAGGAUUCUAUAACUAGUCAAGGCAAAAAGAAAGAUAAGAAGAAAACUGGUAAAGAGCAGAAGCAAACUAAAGAUGAUAUAAAAGAGAAAAAACUAUCGAAACAUGUCGCAAAGAUAAAAGAGGAUUUAGCCAGACAAAGAGAAGAAGAAGAACGACUCAAGCGAGAACAAGAAGAGGAGUUGCAGCGUCUUGAAAAAGAGCGCUUAGAGGAAGAGGCGAUCCUUGCAAGGGAAAAGGAGCUUAAACUGAAGAGAAAGCUGAAGGAAAAAGAAAGAAAACAACGUCUAAAGGAAGAGGGAAAGUUGUUGACCGAUAAACAAAAAGAAGAUCGACGCAAAGUAAUGGAGUUACUGCAGGCACGCGGUAUUGCGAUCCCAGAUGAUAAGUCUGAAGCUAAGAAAAAACCGCAGUAUGGAAAACUUAAAAAGAGAACCACACAAGUAAAACAGGAAGUUGAAGUUGUGGAUACACAAGCAGAAGUUGAGGUUGAAAAUAAUGAAAUAUCGACUGAGGAGUUAAGUUGUUGGGAGAUGUUGGCUGAUACUCACUUAAAAUCUGCAAGUGAAGAAAGUUCUGAAGAAACCGAAGACUAUCUAAUCAUUGAUAAAAAUCCCAGUCAUUCUGAUCAGGUGGAAACACCAGCUGCUAAUGACGAUGAUUUACCUGAAGAGGAGAAAGCUAGGUUGAUAGAGUUGGCUAGGCUACGCAUAAAGUUACGUCAUGAAGCAUACGAAGCUGAGCGCAGUGAACUCAACCUACGAGCUGGCGUUAUUUGUGUUUUGGGUCAUGUCGAUACAGGAAAAACUAAAAUCUUGGACAAACUAAGGAACACCCACGUUCAGGAUAGAGAGGCUGGCGGAAUUACUCAGCAGAUCGGUGCAACUAAUGUACCACUUGAAAACAUACUAACGGCUACGCGCAUGUGUCCAUACUUAAAUCCUUCGGAAUUACGUAUACCUGGUUUGCUUAUAAUUGACACACCUGGUCACGAGUCUUUCAGCAAUCUCCGUGUUCGCGGGUCAUCUCUCUGUGAUAUAGCUAUAUUGGUGGUUGACUUAAUGCAUGGGUUAGAGGAACAAACAAAAGAAUCGAUCAAAAUUUUGCGAUCACGCCGAACUCCCUUCAUUGUCGCUCUCAAUAAAGUCGAUCGAUUAUAUGGAUGGAAGUCUGAUCCGGAAACUUGUAUCGAGGAGGUCGUAAAAUCUCAAAAUUCUAUCACUCAAAAUGACUUAGAUGACCAUUUGAAGAAGGUGGUCCAAGAUUUUGCAAUGAUGGAAUUGAAUGUUGAGUUGUUUUACAAAAAUACUCAACCUGAAGAAUUUGUUAGUAUGGUACCGACAUCUGCUCACACUGGUGAUGGAAUGGGUGAUCUUCUUUCAUGUUUAUGUUUAUGCUUACAGAACAGGCAUAGCAAGAGGUUGGCGUACACAGAAGAGUUGAGUGCUUCGGUUAUGGAGGUUAAAGAAAUUCAUGGCUUAGGCACUACAAUUGAUGUAAUUGUUGUUAAUGGUCGACUUCAUGAAGGCGAUACUAUCGUCUUAGCUGGCCAGGAAGGUCCUAUAUGUACUCAAAUUCGUGGUAUUCUCCAACCUUCUCCAAUGUCUGAGCUUCGUGUCAAAGGAACGUACAAUCAUCUGAAAGAAGUUAUGGGUGCUCAAGGUGUGAAGAUUAUCGCCAAAGAUUUAGAGAAAGCACUAGCAGGUCUUCCACUUUAUGUGGCAAAUGGAUUAUCAGAGGAAUUGUAUUACAAGGCAGAAGUGCGUCAAGGUUUAGAACAUGCCUUAGAAGCUAUUUCUGUUAGUCCUCUAGGUGUGUAUGUUGUUGCUAGUACACUUGGAUCAUUGGAAUCUUUAUUGGUCUACUUGAAAUCCAUUGAUAUACCGUAUUCAGGUAUCAAUAUUGGUACAGUGCAUAGAAGAGAUGUCAUGAAAGCAUCGGCUAUGUGUGAACGUGAACCGAAAUGGGCAGUUAUUUUGGCAUUUGAUGUACGAGUUGAUAAAGAUGCAAGAAAGUUGGCUACACAAUUGAAUAUGAAAAUUUUCACUUCAGAAAUUAUUUACCACCUUCAAACUCAAAUGGAUAAAUAUAUGCUCGAUUUGAAGACAGGAAAUCAACGUAAACAUCGUGAUUUGGCUGUGUUCCCUUGUAAACUACGUAUAUUACCUGAAAUGAUAUUCAAUAAACGUGCUCCAAUUGUUGUUGGUGUUCGUGUUGAAGCUGGUGUAGUACGUGUUGGUACUCCUAUUUGUGUACCCAGUCGUGAAUGUGUUCAUCUAGGACGUAUAUUCUCCAUUGAAAGUAAUCAUAAACCUGUAGAAGAAGCACGUACCGGCAUGGAGGUUUGUGUGCGUAUUGAUCCGACUGAUGGUGAAACUCCUAAACUGUAUGGACGACAUUUCGAUCUAAACGAUUUAUUAGUUUCAAAGAUAAGCCGAGAAAGUAUUGAUGUAAUGAAAGAAUACUUUCGUUCUGAUUUGAAAAAAGAAGAUUGGAAGCUAAUGAUCGAAUUGAAAGAAGCUUUGGAUAUUUCUUAGUUUUCAAAACUUUACUGCCACGCAACAAAGUCAAGCAAUGUUAUUUUUAUUGUGUUUCUAUACACAUACGUUGUUGAUCACUUAUUAGAUUCCGAUUGGUUCGGGUAUCUUUUUUUGAAAUUUUGAAUAGUUAUCUAAUUUAUUUUAUUGUCUGAUCCUGUCGACGAGAAGUUCCAGUCGCUUAUUCUCUUCCUUUUUUGAAAGUUCCACGAGACUCGACACUUACUACUAUUAUUAUUAUCAGUAAUCUGCACAAUAUCGACUAUUAAACUAAAAAUUUUUUUAUAUGAAAUGUUAUUCUUGACAGAACGGAAUUUCCAUGUGUAUAAAUAGGUAUAUAUUAUUGUAUAAAUAUGUUGGUUAUAUAUUUUGAUGUGUAAAGUAAAUCAGUCACUUAGACUUUAAAUAAAUAACUCGGUAUCAAUACUGA